CUGCUUUGUGAUGUCUGAAACGUGCAUUAUGGCUACGAGAAGAUGCUGCGGUGCCUAAUUGCAAAAAUGCCCAAACCUUAAAUUAGCUAUUAAAAACCUUAUUGGGGUCCCAAGAAACGUGAAAAAGUGAGUUACAUUACUAUUAUCUUUCGUUUUUAGUAUGUAGUUUGUUGAUAAUACUGCUUAUGUAUUAUAAUUAUGUUGAAAGGUGUCGAGAGUAAUAUACUUAUGCUUUAGAUGUAGAGAAUGCAUAUAAGGCAAUGUGGACUCUGCUCUCGCUAAAUGUACUGUGACAGCACCGCACAAGAAGUAAUUUAUGUGUAAGGAACGUUUUCCUGGAACAGCAUAUAUCUGCGACUCAAAGACGUAUGAUAAUGCUGUCUCCAGAAAAUUAUCCGAAAUCACCAACAUCUCCUUAGUGAAGAAGCAUUGGGAGAUUUUUGAUGGCGAGCGUUCCCAGUGAAAGGCGAAUAUCCACAUUCAAAGUGCCACCUCCGUAUGUCAGUGGAUGUUAUCUCAUGCAUCAGAUUUACUUUUCAGAGCCUUCUAUAGAAGUGGCGCAGUUUGCUCUAAAUCCAGGUUACACGUAG
Gryllus bimaculatus (two-spotted cricket) is the source of this 590-nucleotide messenger RNA. NCBI's taxonomy places the organism in Eukaryota, Metazoa, Arthropoda, Insecta, Orthoptera, Gryllidae. The record is from the annotation of a GenBank genome assembly.